AAGAAUUAUACUUUAGUUCAGUUAGAAUGAUCUGCUAUCUGCUUCUUACACUGGUGGUGAUUUCAGCCGUAGACGGUGCCAUUGUUAACCCGAUUAAUCCAGUCACCACCACCGUUGCCACCAAAAGUGCUGUUUAUGUUGACCGCAAAAACAUUGUCCGACUUUAUGAAAUCGAUAGAUCUAACCAAUUACGCAUAGCUGCAAAGAAGACUGCUCAAAGAACGUGGUGGGUGUGUUUCUUCCAACCCAUUUUGUGUUUAUAUAUUCUUUUUACUUUAUGAUAACAACGAUCGCCUCUUUCCUGGUCAUAUGUAUUCACUGAAUAAAUAAAUUUCGGGGAUUGG
This is a messenger RNA of Trichobilharzia regenti, 344 nucleotides long. NCBI's taxonomy places the organism in Eukaryota, Metazoa, Platyhelminthes, Trematoda, Strigeidida, Schistosomatidae. The record is from the annotation of a GenBank genome assembly.